This is a messenger RNA of Pelodiscus sinensis (Chinese soft-shelled turtle), 1186 nucleotides long. The record is from RefSeq and is a predicted model, not a curated record. NCBI's taxonomy places the organism in Eukaryota, Metazoa, Chordata, Testudines, Trionychidae.
GCCCCCACCCUCUACCUGAACCAGAUGUCGGCCCAGCCAGGGGACUCCGUGCAGCUUAGGUGCUCUGUGCUCUCCCAAUUCCCGGCCACCAGUGUCGUGUUCUGCAAGGAUGAGGUGACAGUUUUUUCCCAGAGAGUCUCAGUGGCGAAGGCCACCUACGACUUUGACCACGUGGUGACCAGGGGCAGCUCUGGGAAUUAUGUCUGUGUCUAUGAGACCAAGGACAGCGACAACCGGGUGACCAGAUCCCAGCUCAGCCCAGCCCAGCGCCUCAGUGUCACUGGUAAUGACUCCAGCAGUGAUGCUGUCAAGGGUUCCUCCCCACCAGGUGUUGAUUCCAGCAGCAGCGGUGCUGUGCCGGGUGCAUCCCCACCAGGUGAUGACUCCAGGAUCAGUGUGUGGUGUUCCUCCUCCCCAGGGCCGGCCAUGUCCCCCAUCAUCUGUGCAGCCUGCUGCAGCCUGGUCCUGCUGCUCCUGGUGUCUGCGCCCGUCAUCACCUUCGUGCUGGAGGAACAGGGGCUACCUGAGCCUGUGGGGCUAAAAGGGGCUCCUGGGGAGAGCACCAGCAUUUUGGAGGGGGAAGACAAUGGGGGAUCCCCAUUGAGCAGCUGUGAGCAAGAGGGAAGGCAGGAAAAGAGUGGGCAGGGGAGGUACCAGAGCCCAGCUCUGAGCUGGGUGUUGGGGAGACACCAUUGGUAAGUGAAGCACAAUAGGCCCCUGCAGUGACAUUCUUUGCCCAGGUAACUCCACCGGCCUCCUUCCCCGUCCUUUCCCCACCAAAUACUUUGUCAGUCACGGACCAGGGUUGCCAAAUUUCUACUGGACAAAAACCAGACACCCAAGACCUCGCCUUGUCUCACCUUGCCCCCAAGGCCCAAGGGUGGGCAAUAAGCAGACAGCCGUCAGGACAUGGUUUGCCAGUGCUAGCCCACAGUGAGUCACUGGUGCUUUAUCUGUCUCGGCAGCCACAGAUACAGCCUCUUGCUGCUCCCUUUGGCAACCCCCUGCCCUGCAGCCCUCUGCUCAUUGCCAGCCAGGCCAGGGUCACGCUGAGCUCUGUCAGAGCUGAGAUCUGCCAUGAUUUGUGCCAGCCAGACAGUCCAGACCAGAGCCUUCCUUCUGCAUUAACCAAACAAUCCCUCCUGCCGAGGAGCCGCCUGGCUAGAAGAUAAGGCCGGGCUCCUGC